GUCCGCACGAACCAAAAGCGCGCUGAAUCGUUCGACAGCAUCGUCCCUCUUCUCGUCGCCUGCUCGAUUUGUCUCUCAGUCAACUGUUAUCUCUCGCUUCUAAUUGCAGAUGAAGUACAUGAAGCCUCUCAACUUGUACCAGGACUUACUGAAGCUGCAUGCUGUCGAACGAGGGCGAUUGCUUGGUUUGGAUGUUGGGGAUAAGUAUGUCGGUUUAGCGGUUUCAGACUUUAACAAUAAAGUUGCUUCGCCUUUAAGUGUUCUGGUUAGGAAGAAAAACAAUAUGGGUUUGAUGGCUAUUGAUUUUCAAAAUCUGAUAUCAGAACUCUCCCUGUCAGCCUUUAUUGUUGGAUACCCAUACGAUAGGUCAAGAAAAAGCCCAAAUGCUACCCAAGUGAAAGUAUUUGUUGAUGACCUCUGUAAAUUAAGGAAAUUUGAAGAUGUACGGUAUACCUUUUGGGAUGAAUGCUUCACAUCAAAGAAUGUUGAGCUAUUAUUGAAGCCAUUGAAGUUCCCUACAACAGAAGCAAAAACAAUAACCGACAAAUUUGCCGCUGUCGGAAUACUGCAGGGGUAUCUCGACUACGUGAACAGGAAUAUUGCAACAGAGCAAGGCCAUUGAGCUUCUACUUCUGGACUAUAAUUCGAUACUGAAUGCAAAUCCUACCACAACAGUACGCAACUAUGAAAUAGUUAGAUUUUGUACUUACUGUUAUUCGGUAUUCUGAAAGCAUAUGACAAGAAGAUGUGGGUUAGUUUUAAUUGUAAUUGUGGUCAGAAUACUUGUAACGAGGCCAUUAUGAAGUAUUUACUCAUGGGCAGGGCAAGUAUUUCUAGUUUGCAUGGUCUAACUAUUGAUCCCAAAAAUUUCUACAAUAACUUCAGGAAGGUUGAAUAAAAAUGAAUAGAAUAUGAUAAAA
Cynara cardunculus var. scolymus (artichoke) is the source of this 920-nucleotide messenger RNA. RefSeq names its product putative pre-16S rRNA nuclease. Bases 110 to 622 code for a protein of 170 amino acids. The record is from RefSeq and is a predicted model, not a curated record. Lineage: Eukaryota; Viridiplantae; Streptophyta; Magnoliopsida; Asterales; Asteraceae. Gene Ontology annotation, biological process: rRNA 5'-end processing. The transcript is spliced from 7 exons.